AUGAGCGUCUCUAAAGCAACAGCAGGAGCACUGUGUUUUUCGACUACUACACUACUUGUCUCAUUGUAUUCAAUAUACAAUAUUUAUUCUGAUGUUCAUGGUAUAUGGAUGCAACUUGACGAACAAAUAGUAAAAACCGACGAUAUCUGGACGCAAAUGCUUGGUCUUGGAGCCGCUACUGCAUCAACUCGUCAGCGACGUCAGGGAAAGGACCAAUAUGGGGCCUAUGAAGCGCAAGGAGUGAAUGCUGGGCCAGUUUGCGGUGACGGCUGUGCGAGUGGCGAAGGUGAUUGCGACGAGGAGGACGAUCUUGGCACUGGAGGGUGCCCGCCCGGCCCUCCUGGACCUGAAGGUGGCACCGGAUUAGACGGUGUUCCUGGUCACGACGGCGUAGAUGGGCACCCGGGUGAGGACGCUGAUGAUUGGCAAAACGCACCGUUCAUUGGGUGUUUCCACUGCCCAACGGGGAAAGCCGGAGCACCUGGUGAACGCGGUAAAACGGGUGUCAGGGGAAUGCGCGGUUCCAGAGGCACGCCUGGAAUGCCUGGAAACGACGGCUACCCCGGCAGCCCGGGGCAAAUGGGGCCGACAGGACCGCCGGGCGAAAACGGCCGCCCGGGUCCAAAUGGAGAAAAAGGUCAAGAUCUCGAGCAAGUGGUUCCCCGUAGAGGACCACGUGGAAUUCCCGGAGAGAGCGGUGAGACGGGACUAGACGGAGAUCCAGGAAAAGACGGCGCCAUCGGUGAAUCCGGACCACCCGGACAUGACGGUCCCCCUGGCUUCCAAGGUGCAGGCGGUCGACCCGGAGAGGAAGGAGCACAAGGAGUGGGGGGACAAUUGGGCGCCGACGCUGCAUAUUGCCCCUGUCCAGCAACAGCGUUUGGAGAAGCAGGCUCUUCGUCUUCCAAGCAUCCUGCAGGCACAGGCGGUUAUUCAGCUAGAGACGGACUCGCCACCACGAACAAGGAAGGUUGA
Angiostrongylus costaricensis is the source of this 975-nucleotide messenger RNA. The record is from the annotation of a GenBank genome assembly. NCBI's taxonomy places the organism in Eukaryota, Metazoa, Nematoda, Chromadorea, Rhabditida, Metastrongylidae.